This is a messenger RNA of Cynocephalus volans (Philippine flying lemur), 506 nucleotides long. RefSeq names its product ATP synthase membrane subunit g (gene ATP5MG). The transcript has 4 exons. Gene Ontology annotation, molecular function: proton-transporting ATP synthase activity, rotational mechanism. Gene Ontology annotation, biological process: proton motive force-driven ATP synthesis. Lineage: Eukaryota; Metazoa; Chordata; Mammalia; Dermoptera; Cynocephalidae. The coding region runs from base 113 to 406 and encodes 97 amino acids. The record is from RefSeq and is a predicted model, not a curated record.
GACAUUCAGCCGGCCGUUCGGGACGACGGGCUUUCUAGCCUAGAACUAUGGCCCAAUUUGUCCGUAACCUCGCGGAGAAGGCCCCUGCGCUGGUGAACGCUGCUGGCCAGUAAUGGGAUACAAACCCUUGACCUUGGCGUUAACGUCUGCUGUGACUUACUCGAAGCCUCGAUUGGCCACAUUUUGGUACUAUGCCAAGGUUGAGCUGACUCCUCCAACCCCUGCUGAGAUCCCUACAGCUAUUCAGAGCCUGAAAAAAGUAGUAAAUAGUGCUCAAACUGGUAGCUUUAAACAGCUCACAGUUAAGGAAGCUGUGCUGAAUGGUUUGGUGGCCACUGAGGUGUGGAUGUGGUUUUAUAUCGGAGAGAUCAUAGGCAAACGUGGCAUCAUUGGCUAUAAUGUUUGAAGACCAAUCUUGAACACCUGAUUAUAUUUGACUUUUUCUGAGUGUUCAUGGACCAUGUGUGAUCAAACUGCUAUCUGAAUAAAAUAAGAUGUGUCAAAAA